Messenger RNA from Penicillium malachiteum, 396 nucleotides. RefSeq names its product mitochondrial 37S ribosomal protein bS6m. Gene Ontology annotation, cellular component: ribosome; mitochondrial small ribosomal subunit. NCBI's taxonomy places the organism in Eukaryota, Fungi, Ascomycota, Eurotiomycetes, Eurotiales, Aspergillaceae. The record is from RefSeq and is a predicted model, not a curated record. Gene Ontology annotation, molecular function: small ribosomal subunit rRNA binding; structural constituent of ribosome. Bases 1 to 396 code for a protein of 131 amino acids. The transcript has 3 exons. Gene Ontology annotation, biological process: translation.
AUGCUAUACGAAUUGAUUGCAAUUGUCCGCCCGGGCAGCCUCAACGAGGUUCGGGAAAUUGCCCGUAACGCCGGCGCCCAAGUUAUCCGCUCCGGCGGUGUCGUUCGAGGAUACACCAACUGGGGCACUUUCCGCUUGCCCAAAGUCACCACCAAGCAUCAAGCUCGAUACAGCGAGGGACAUCACUUCAUCAUGCGCUUUGAUUCCUCAGGUCCCGUUCAGGCAUCCGUCCGCCGUACCCUUGGUCUUGACCCGCGUAUGAUCAACUUCUCAGUCGUGAAGUUGGGUGACAAGCUCGCGGAGGUGAAGGAUGUUGAGGGCAAGGCUGGAUGGAACAACGUUCGCAGCAUCAGUGAUACCAUCUCAUCGCCUCAGUCUAGAAUGUCUGAGUUUUGA